AUGAUGGUGCCGUCGGAGGCCGAGCCGUCGUCGUCCCCGCCGCAACCCAAGCGGCUCUACCAGAGCUGGAAAGGGAACAACGUACGUACAUGCUUGCUCGACUCCCCUCUUCGCCGCCUUCUCCGUGCCGUGGUCAGAGAGCUUUGGCGCGCCAUGGGAGCCGUGCAGCUAAAUCAGGGAUUCAUGAAAGCUGCAGGUUUCGUGCCCCAGGUAUUCCUGUGCGGCGGACGGCUUAUACUCGGGCCGGACGCAGCCUCCCUGCUGCUGUCAUCGUUCCUCGUCGCCGGCCCAGCCAUCGUCUUCUGCUACCAGAUGCAGUCCAAGUUCUUCCGCUCCAACGGGCAACCACACAUGCACCGGGCUGCGCUACUGAUUGUUAUCAUCACAACACUAAUGGACCUGUUCUUCCUGUUCAUGACAUCGGCCAGGGACCCAGGAAUAGUGCCACGGAACACAAGAGCCCCGCCGCCUGAAGCUGAUGAACGGAACCUCCCUGCCACGCCAUCUAUGGAGUGGAGCGUCGGGGGCACCCCACGGAUGAGGUUUCGCCGGACCAAGGAUGUCAACGUGAAUGGCUUCACGGUGAAGCUCAAGUUUUGCGAGACCUGCCUCAGGUACCGCCCGCCACGAUCCUCGCACUGCUCCAUCUGCAACAACUGCGUCCAGAAGUUUGAUCACCACUGCCCAUGGGUUGGCCAGUGCAUUGGACUCAGAAACUAUCGCUACUUCUUUCUAUUCAUCGCCACAUCGACAUUCCUGUGCAUAUCCGUCUUAAUCUUUUCAUGGUUGAAUGUCCACGGCGAAAUGCAAGACAACGGCGGCUCUAUCUGGAAGGCCUUGCGCAAGGAAGUCUACUCUUUUGUGCUAAUCAUCUAUACUUCAAUUGUUGUAUGGUUCGUCGGUGGCCUAACAGUAUUGCAUCUCUAUCUGAUCAGUACUAAUCAGGGACAGGAAAAUACAACAUACGAAAACUUCAGAUACAAUUAUGACAAGAAGGAUAACCCUUACCGAAAGAGCAUUACAAAAAACUUUGCCGAAGUGUUCUUCACCAAGAUCCCUCCUCCACUGAACGACUUUCGAUCACAUGUAGGUGAGGGUGCACUGGAAGCUGGGUUCUACACUCCAUAUAUUGGGUUGGACGUGACCAAUACAAGGGAAAAGAUUGAUACAGAUAUGCGAGAGAAAGAAGUACUCGUAGGGGGGAUACAGAUUCCAACAGUAUUGCAGAAUAUAGACUAUGGUUCCUUUGAAGAUGGUUUUUAUGACAAGAACAGGAACAAUGGCAACAAAACAGUGGCUUUUGCUCCAGCUUGGGCACAAAAAGGAAGUGAAGAUGCUGGAACAUCUGCAGCAGCUACCACAGCAUGCAAGGAAGAAACUAGUGAGGACGAUGCUAAGGAAAUUACUAAUUCAAAUACAAGUUCCGCACGGACAUCUACAGAAGCCAACACGAUAUCUGAGGAUGAAAUAGUUCAGGACGAUGCUAAAGAAAGUAACACCCCAGAUAGAAGUCCCGCCCAGUCCUUGAAAGACAUGAGCUGA
This is a messenger RNA of Triticum turgidum subsp. durum (durum wheat), 1542 nucleotides long. NCBI's taxonomy places the organism in Eukaryota, Viridiplantae, Streptophyta, Magnoliopsida, Poales, Poaceae. The record is from the annotation of a GenBank genome assembly.